Messenger RNA from Phodopus roborovskii (desert hamster), 3311 nucleotides. It is a transcript of the gene Fbxw8, whose product is annotated as F-box and WD repeat domain containing 8. The transcript has 11 exons. Gene Ontology annotation, molecular function: protein binding. The record is from RefSeq and is a predicted model, not a curated record. Bases 81 to 1856 code for a protein of 591 amino acids. Lineage: Eukaryota; Metazoa; Chordata; Mammalia; Rodentia; Cricetidae. Gene Ontology annotation, biological process: cilium assembly; protein ubiquitination. Gene Ontology annotation, cellular component: Cul7-RING ubiquitin ligase complex; ciliary basal body; centriole.
CGGCGGACCCUUCCUGCGGAUGGACGGUCCGUCAACAGCUGGCGGCCCGAGGGUGACGCGUAGGCCCGGGAGCGUCGAACAUGGACGACCACGGCCUGGAGGAGUUCCGCCGGCACUGGCAGGAGGAAUUGCAGUCACAGGCGCUGAGGCGGCGGCGGCGGCCCGACGCCGGGGCGCGGUGGCCGCGGAGGCCCGAGGCGGGGGCGCGCGGUGAGCAGGCCUCGGGGUACAUGGCGCUGGCGCAGGGUCUGCUGGAGGGCGCGGGCCGACCCCCGGCGCCCAGGCCCGGACGGGCGGACAGGAGGGACGGGACCAGCCGCUCUCGCUCACCGCCCGACCGCGACGCCGUGGAGCCCGAGCCGCUGGUGGACCAGCUCAUCCGCGACCUGAAUGAGAUGGAAGAGGUGCCCUUCUUCGACGUGCAGCUGCCUUAUGAACUGGCAAUCAAUAUAUUCCAGUACCUGAACAGAAGAGAACUGGGUCGGUGUGCUCAGGUGAGCAAGACAUGGAAGGUGAUCGCUGAAGACGAGGUGCUGUGGUACCGGCUGUGUCAGCAGGAGGGGCACCUUUCCAAGAACAGCAUCUCUGACUACACCUGCUGGAAGCUCAUCAUGCAGGAGUGUCUCGCCAAGGAGCAUAUGUUAAGAACCAACUGGAAGAAUCGAAAAGGUGCUGUGAGCGAGCUGGAGCACGUUCCCGAUGCCGUUUUGUGUGACGUGCGCUCUCAUGACGGUGUUGUCAUCGCAGGAUACACUUCAGGGGACGUAAGGGUGUGGGACACCCGCACCUGGGACUAUGUGGCCCCCUUCCUGGAAUCUGAGUCUGAGGAGGAGGAGCCUGGAAUGCAGCCAUAUGUCUCCUUUGUGAGGAUCAACAGCUCACUGGCAGUGGCGGCUUACGAGGAUGGGGUUCUUAACAUCUGGGACCUGAGGACCGGGAAGUUCCCUAUCCAUCGUUUUGAGCAUGAUGCAAGAAUCCAGGCCCUUGCACUCAGCCGGGAAAAGGCCAUAGUCGCCACUGCUUCCGCUUUUGAUGUUGUGAUGAUGUACCCUAACGAGGAGGGGCGAUGGCGUAUAGCUUCGGAAUUCGAGGUUCAGAAACUGGUUGACUACCUGGAAAUAGUCCCGAAUACUGGAAGGUACCCCGUGGCAAUAGCCACAGCUGGGGACCUGGUGUACCUGCUGAAGGCCGAGGACUCAGCCAGAACCCUCCAUUAUGUCUACGGCCAGCCUGCCACAUGUCUGGAUGUCUCAGCCACCCAAGCUGCCUUUGGGGUGAAGAGUCUGGGAUGGGUGUAUGAAGGGAACAAGAUCCUGGUGUAUAGCCUGGAAGCAGAGCGCUGCCUCUCGAAGCUCGGCAAUGCACUUGGUGACUUCACCUGUGUCAACCUCCGGGACAGCCCUCCCAACAUCAUGGUCAGCGGUAACAUGGACAGGAGAGUCCGUCUCCAUGACCUCCGCAGCGACAAAAUCGCCCUGUCACUGUCUGCCCAUCAGCUGGGGGUUUCUGCAGUUCAGAUGGAUGACUGGAAGAUUGUCAGUGGAGGAGAGGAGGGGCUGGUGUGUGUGUGGGAUUACCGCAUGAACCAGAAGCUGUGGGAGGUACACUCCAGGCACCCUGUGCGCUACAUCUCCUUCAAUAGCCACAGCCUCAUCACCGCCAACGUGCCCUACGAGAAGGUGGUGCGGAACGCUGACCUGGACAACUUUGCCUGUCACAGGAGACAUCGUGGCCUGAUCCAUGCCUAUGAGUUUGCAGUGGACCAGCUGGCCUUCCAGAGCGCUCUUCCUGUCUGCCGCUUACCCUAUGACACCAUGGCUGGGUACAGCUAUGACCUAGCACUGUCUUUCCCCUAGGACAGUGUCUAGGGCGUCACCUCAUGGAGAAGUUUUACAAAUUCUCAUGGCCAGUUUUACAAAUGUUAGAACUAUAGGGAAGCUGCAGCACAGAGUGGAAGUUUGGGGACAGUGCCCCCCCCCACCCAGGUGGCCUAUGGCCACAUAGCCUUGCUGCCUCUGGUGCCACUUAUACAGAGUCUGCUCCCACCCUAGGGCUUUGGGAGCCAUGCGGAUGACUCUGAAUUAGCCUUUCCCAAAGCACUCCUCCACCGCAGCCUGUGACAGGAGGGAGACCCCUCCCUCCAGCACACGCUAGUCUCCUGUGUGUGGUGCUGAGGAUGGAGUCCGAGCGCCCGGCCUCCUGUCCCCACACCUGUCCAGCCCCUUACCUGUGAGGACCUUUUCACUUGCUCUGUCCAGGAAGGGGCCACUCCGUGGGGUUCCUGAGCCUGGCUGGUGGCAUUUCUUCCCCCAGCAGCCUCAGUCAGUGCUCUUGAGACACACUCGGCCUGCAGGAUGGCAGGGCAGCUCCACACCCAGGGGCCCGGAGACCCAGUCAGUGAGAACAUUUGAGCACAGACACUCGGAGCUCUGCAGAAUUCCUGUAGACCAGGCACCUAACACCUGGACAGAGACCAGCACACUCCACAGUGGGUCUGCAGAGGACUCAAGUGUGGUUGGGGGGAGCCACCAAGGUGGCUAAAUUUUCUUUAAGAAGGUGCUAGAGGGUUGAGAGGGCUUCCACCUUCAGCGGGAGGGAGUCAGAGCCACCUGGGAGCAGCAUCUGCCCCUCCACAGCCACACAGGGUCUCUGUUUCCCAGUGCUGGGGAUGGAACCCGGCUGGGGCCUCACGUCUGUGCCCGGCAAGUGCUCUGCCACGGAGACACCUGCUGUUGAGGCAUGCAGGGUUCUCAGCUGGAGACAUUCAGAGAGCUCAGACGUCCGUCCCGCUGUCUAGCAGUAUGGGUGGGCACACAGAGCCAGCUGAGACUGAGCAAGGCCUGUAGGCCCCUCCCUCCCAGAGUGCCGGCGGGUGCCAGCUCACCUCCCUCAUGCUGCGCUGAUGGCCCCUGCUGGCCCGGCUUUGCCAGGCCGGCAGCCGGGCCACAGGGGAAAUGUAACUUCGUGGUCAGCACCAUGAAAGAAAGGCCAUGGAAGAGCUUUGAGAGCAGUGGCAGAGGUGACAGGAAUGAAGACAGAUAGGGCAGCUUCAAGCACACCCUGCCCCCGCCCCCGCCCCCCUAGGAAAAGCACCUGGGCUUCUUGGAGACACAGUUUGUCACACCGUAGCAAAGCUUCCCAGAGAUCUGUCCCCAUGGACUUCUGGGGUUGCUGCCGCUUGCACCUGCUAGCAGGGUGGGGGACAAGUGGCCUCCCUUAGCUGCCGGGGAACCAGAGGGGACACAUACCCCCAGCUUCCCUUUUGCCUUACGCGGCCAUGUCUGCUCUGUUAUUAAAGGUUCUGGACUCGC